UAUGUACUCGCUUGCCCUGGCUCCGGUAGAAGUGAGGAAUCAUGUUGGGAAGGAGGAAGCUCUGCGGAGGAUCUGCGUCCAUGAGCGGCUCUCGCACAUAAACAGCACCGGGGGGACGGACGGUGGAGCUCUGCGCGAGGUGGGACAGACUUUCCUGGAGGGGCGACGAUCUCACGGAAGCGGCGUAGUCUGUGUCGCAUGGACGGAUAAGAGGCAGGGAAGACAAGAAGAAGAAGAAGAAGCAGCCGAGAAGGGCAGGCGGCCGGGCCGGCGAGAGGGACACCGAGACAGCGGGAAGGAGGAUCAGCGUGUGCGGGGGGGGGGUCGAACCGAGAAGGGACCGCUCCUAGCCGGGGGAUGUUAUCCGUACUGUCGUAUGGCAGACUGGUAGCCAGGGCUGUGCUGGGCGGGCUGUCGCAGACGGACGGCCGGGACUACAGCCUGAUCAGCGCCAGCUAUGGCUUCGGCAAAGACUUUCGCAAGGGGAUCCUGAAGAAGGGGAUGUGCUACGGGGACGACGCCUGCUUCAUAGCGCGGCACAAGACCGCGGAUGUGCUGGGUGUAGCAGACGGAGUAGGUGGCUGGCGUGACUACGGCGUUGACCCCUCUCAGUUCUCCGCCACCUUAAUGAGAACCUGUGAGCGACUGGUGAAGGAGGGACGCUUCAUUCCCAGUUACCCAGUGGGCAUUCUGACCUCUGGCUACUACGAGCUUCUACAGAACAAAGUUCCCCUGCUGGGUGAGUACACACAGACGUCACGUUGUGGUGGAGUGAGUCAUGGGUCUCAUGUGAAGAGCUGCAUUCUGAGAAUUAAAGAACACCGCUACAGGAUGAUUCACUCAAGGAGCAGCACAGCCUGCAUCGUGGUUCUGGAUAGACGGAGUCACCGGCUACACACGUGUAACCUCGGUGACUCUGGUUUCCUGGUGGUCCGGGAGGGAGAGGUGGUCCAUCGCUCGGACGAGCAGCAGCACUACUUUAACACGCCCUUCCAGCUGUCUAUCGCUCCCCCUGGGGCAGAAGGGGUGGUGCUCAGUGACAGUCCCGAAGCAGCUGACAGCUCCUCCUUCGAUGUAGAGCUCGGCGACAUCAUCCUAACAGCAAGCGACGGCCUCUUUGACAACAUGCCCGACUACAUGAUUCUUCAGGAGCUCAAAAAACUGAAGACUACCAACUAUGACAGCAUCCUGCAGACUGCACAGAGCAUUGCAAAGCAAGCUCACGAUCUUGCCUACGACCCCAACUAUAUGUCUCCUUUUGCACAGUUUGCCUGUGACAAUGGUCUGAAUGUAAGAGGAGGGAAGCCAGAUGAUAUCACGGUGCUGCUGUCGAUUGUGGCUGAAUAUACAGACUAAAAGAGUGUGUGUAUCUCUGUGUGUGUGCGCGCCCGCUUCUUGGGGGGGCUGAUCCUUCCUUACCAUCUGCCUGAGUCUUCCACCUGCAGCCCUCCCAAAAUGCACUGUGUCCGCCAGGCUGAUUUGGAGAGGCCCCGCUAACACGACACACUCCCUGCUGCAGGACGUCCCCCUGUGUGACAUUUUGAUUUCUUCUUCUGUUUCGUUUGGGUGCUUGAACGGUUUAAGAAGAAGAAGCAGGCAGCUAGGCCAUUUUCAUGUUGAUCAUGAUGCAGGAGGAGCCGAGUACAAUGGGUGGAGGAAUGCAUCGUCAGUCUCCCAUGUCUCACAGUGACAGUCACUAGGGGUUUUAAAAUCUGCUGGCCCUUGUGAUUUAAAAAAGAAAAAGUGAUAUUCUAAGAGGAGUAAGCCAUGGUUUGGGGUUGUUCACAGUCGUGGACACAUCUGUCUGUGUUGUUCUCCUUGUUAAUGUCUGAACGAACCAUACAGACGGACUGAGGAGGCUGAGGCUGGGAGUGGAGGAGUCUUAACUGGGAAUGAAAAGUAAUAGGUGGUUUUGGGAAUGUUCGUUAAUUUGGUCAGAUCACAGUAAAGAGAAACUAACCCAUGUUGAAGCUCACGUGCGAAGGUUAAUCAGAUUUGGUCACUUGGUCAUGGGAUCCGUCGGUGCGCACAUCCUGAUAGGUUGUAAAUAUUUCUGUGUUUUCAGGGCUCCGCCUUGUUCUGUCGUCUUUGCUCGGUUUUAUUUAAAGCAAAGAGUUGUUUUGUUACUGUUGUGGAAGAGGUACACAUGCAUUCAUAAAUAUAUUAUUUUUCCUGUAUAGAUGUUGAUAUUGAAGUGAGCUUUACCAAUCCCACUCUUCCACCUGCUGAAAUGAACAAGAAUAUAUUUGCUCAGAUUGAUUGCUUCAGUUGUGGUAGGAAGGAGUGAAUGUGUGUGUGGUAUAGAUGUGAGGAAUUGUUGUUUGAAUAUGUGGCGUAUUCGAUGUUGAUAUUUGUUCUCUCACAAAGCUAAAGCUAGCAUCUGGGAAUGCUCGCAAUUGCAAUGAUAGGUCAGGCAUGAAUAUUAAAUGAAAAGACAUAUUUUUUUAAUGUUUGGUUUUAAAAGUAGAUAGUUUGAAGUGUCUGCUGACAUGAAGUUUGUGUGAUGGAUGAAAAAAAGGAUCCAGAUAUCUUAAAGUGAGUGAAUUGGUAUAAUUUCUCUGUUUCUUUUUCCUUCUACAUUUGUUUGCUGCUUCUCUUUUGUUAUUCAGGUGUCUGGAUGGUCAUAAUGAUUGUGUGUGUGCUGGAUUCCACCUGAUGACAUAAAUUAAAGACAUUGAUAAUACUGUUCUGCCCAUAAUAGCCUGUCCCUGUGUCAAACACCUCGCCCCAUUGGUUUGGACAAUGUCUUAUAAUUUAAAAGCGGGUGCACCAAAGACACAAUUUCGUUGUGUAUGUCAUUAUGCUUAGUUGUUAUAAAUAUCAUGCAGCAAUACUGUAAAGCCCUUGUGCUCUGAGUUUUGUGUGAUUGGCCAGAAGUGUGGGUGGAAAUGUUCAGAGGGACGUUGAAGUAUAUUUUCUAUGCUUAAAGUUGUUUGAGAGUAAAGGUUGCAUCAUAUUUCUGGUUUAAGUUAUAGGUGAGUGGUUGUCUCUAACAAAGUCUAAGACCGGUUUAUAAACCAAAGAAGGAAAGCCAUAUAUAAAUACAUGAUAAGGGCGCUGCUCCGCCCCGGUUGUAAGGAUAACAUUUCAAUGGUGGAGACCAGAAUUGUCACUGUGUUGUUCCCUCUUAAAUAGUCUUGGGAGAAAUUGUAUCUUGCAUAGUGAAAGCAGGAUGCGACUAAUGACCACAUUUACAUAAAUCCAAAUUCGUGGCAAAUUAUUUGCAUAUUUUCUGUCCUGCUCUGUGGAUUCUGUGUUAGUUUGUUUCACUCGUUUGCAUCCUGUUCUCGUAUUAAGGACGUUUGUGUACAAAGUUUCCGAACUUGUAUUCACGGUAAAAAAUGGAGCUACAUUUGACAGAGAGAUGCAACCUAUAUGCAGGGGGUGAGAUGGGUAAUGGUGCUGUUAACUUAAAGUGUGUGGGUGUGUGUGUGUGUGGGUGAGCACAGUUUCAGCCUUAACAAAUAGCUAGACCUGUAAUCAAGAGGCCUUUCCUGUCAUUGCAAGCUUGUCUCGUCUCCCCCCCACAUUGCCCCGUGUUUAAUGUCAAUGUAAAGUCGUUCUCAAAGGUGCUUCUGCGGUCUGUAUGGUACGAUUGUCAUCUCUCAAGCAAGCGAUGUCUGUGCGUGUGAAAGACACACCCAUGUCAGUGUACAUACAGUGUAACAAUGCAGGUCUAAUUUAUGUAAAUAUGUUUUAAAAUAUGUACAAUAUUUAAAUAAAGAAUCUAGUAUUUAUACUAAA
Hippoglossus stenolepis (Pacific halibut) is the source of this 3744-nucleotide messenger RNA. Its product is annotated as protein phosphatase PTC7 homolog. NCBI's taxonomy places the organism in Eukaryota, Metazoa, Chordata, Actinopteri, Pleuronectiformes, Pleuronectidae. The transcript has 6 exons. The coding region runs from base 358 to 1356 and encodes 332 amino acids. The record is from RefSeq and is a predicted model, not a curated record.